This is a messenger RNA of Helianthus annuus (common sunflower), 1951 nucleotides long. RefSeq lists its product as uncharacterized. NCBI's taxonomy places the organism in Eukaryota, Viridiplantae, Streptophyta, Magnoliopsida, Asterales, Asteraceae. The record is from RefSeq and is a predicted model, not a curated record. The coding region runs from base 70 to 1860 and encodes 596 amino acids. The transcript is spliced from 11 exons.
CUAAAGUAAAUUAGUAAACGCAUACACAUAUCUCCACCCUGAGGUUUCUCCGAUAAACAAACCACCCAAAUGGGGGAAUAUUCCGGCAAAUCGAAGAAGAAGAAGCGUCGGUACUCGGAAGAUUCAACCUCAUCUUCAUCUCCAUCGUCAUCUUCUUCAAUUUCCACUUCAGAAACCGACGACGAAUCUUCCUCGAAGCGGCACAAAAGCAGCCGGAAGCAUCGCCGGAGGCGGAGCAGCGAGAGGGGGAGUUCUAGGAGAGAGAAGGAGAAGAGGAGAGAGAAGCGGAAGAAAAAGAAGAGAGAGAAAGAUAGAAAGAGAGGCAGCAGUAGCCGGAGAUCAAAACCUAGGGUUUCGGAUUCUGAUUCUGAUUCAGAGGAGGAGAAGGAGUAUGGAUUGAAUGAUGGUGGUAGUGAUCCUUUAGAUGUGGUGAAAUUCAUAUUGGAGGAGUUUCCUGCUGUAGCUGAUGAUUUGGAGCAGCUUCUGCGCAUGAUUGACGAUGGACAAGCAGUUGAUAUAUCUGGUUUAUCUGAGAAGUCAUUAGUAAAAUAUCUUAAAAAGCUGUUCUUGUCCUUGAACCUCAACGAAAAGGGUAACUUGGUCUUUUUGUUGCCUUCUGGUGUUCCUCCCACUUUAGAGGUCGUCGGGUCUGUUAUAUCUAGAUCUAAAUCUCAAGGUCCGAGUGUUAAUGAUAAUCAUGAACCACCUAAUAAUUUACACACUGAACUACCAAAUGAGGAACGUAAACUUGAUGAUGGUGGCUCUAAUCCUACAUACACACAUGAUGACAUGCCAGCUCCUAAGAAGAGGGUUAUUGGACCUGCCAUGCCAUCUGCUGAAUUGCUUGCUGCAGCAGCUAAGUUAACCGAAGCAGAGGCUGAGUUAAGGGAAGCUGAAAUUGGUGAAGAUGAUGAACUAUUUAUUGGACCUCCACCUCCUGCUGUAGUCAAUGAGGCUGCAUCUGCAAAUGACGCAGAGCGUUUUGAGGAGGUCACAAGAAUUAUGGUGGCAGAGAUCGAUAACCCAUACGAUGUUGUUGGAGUCAAUAGGAAUAUGGCAGCUGACAGCAUUAAGAAAAGGUAUUGGAAGCUGUCUCUUAUGGUUCACCCUGACAAAUGUCCUCAUCCAGAAGCCCACCAAGCUUUUAUCAAGUUGAAUAAAGCUUUUAAGGAUUUACAAGAUCCUGUGAAGCGAAAAGCAAUGGAUGACAAGAUUGACGAGAAGGAGGAAAAGGAAAGAUUUAAGUUGGAGUUAAAAGCUAUGCGUGAAGCUGCACAAUGGAGGCGUUUGCAAGGUAUAUCUAUGGAGGGUGACGAGGCACUCUUAGCCGAUCUGGAUGUAAAAGAAGAGAAAAAAAGAGAUGAAUGGAUGACAACACUUCCUCCUGAAAGGAAACCUGGUGUGGCAACACAGCAAUCAACAAAAAGUUUUAGUAGGACUUCUAGAGAAGGGCGUGGUGAUACUAGUGCUUGGACCGAUACCCCUUCGGACAGAGCCCAGAAGGCUAAAACGAAUUAUCUGGAGGCAUAUAACGAGGCAGCAGCGCUUGCUGCAAAUGAUCAAGAUAAGAAAACAAGUAACGCUGAUGCUGAAUUGGUGGACCAAUACAAUAAAGCGAAAAGGUCAAAAUCAUUGGUGGAGAAGCAUCAAGAAUCAACCCGGGUUCGGUCAAAGAAGAAGUCAAAGACGGACAAAGAAAAACAGAAAGAAGAAUGGGAAGGUCAGCAUCCUUGGAAACCAUGGGAUCGUGAAAAAGAUUUGACUGGAGGACGACAAAACGUCAAACUAGAUGCUGAAAAUAUGGCACAAGGGUUGACUUCCCGGUUUUCUUCUGGAUCUUUUCAAAGAAAUUUUUUAUAGAAUAAUUUGUUGUACUCAUACAAAUCGGUUUUUAGUAAGACAUGUACCAAUUUUUCAAGCAAUUUCAAGAUUUUCAUUUAGAUUCAUUUAA